AUGGCAUCCCUAAAGUCGCUGCUGAGCGGCUUCCUGCUGCUCGCCGGUUGCGCGCAAGCUCUCAAGUUCGACCUUGAGGCUACCUCUUCACACCACAGCAACCAGCGACGAUGCAUACGGAACUUUGUCAACAAGGACACAUUGGUGGUAGUAACGGCUACGCUUGACGGAUACAAGGGCGAUGGCAUGAACGUCAACAUGCACAUCUCCGAUAGCCACGGAAACGAGUACGGCAAGGCCAAGGAUAUCGCUGGCGAGCAGCGCAUCGUCUUCACCUCGCAUCACGACGCGGCCUUCGACGUGUGCUUCGAGAACUAUCUUACUGGUUCCAAGUAUGUCGAGAACCCCCGCCGCCACGUCGAGCUCGAUAUCGACAUUGGUGCCGAUGCCAAGGACUGGUCCGCCAUCCAGGCCACCGAGAAGCUUAAGCCACUCGAAACCGAUCUGCGCCGUAUCGAGGAGCUGGUCGGCGAGGUUGUUAGCGAGAUGGAUUACCUGCGCGCUCGUGAGCAGAAGCUCCGUGAUACCAAUGAGAGCACCAACAACCGUGUCAAGUGGUUUGGCAUGGCCACCACUUUCCUCCUCAUCGCUCUUUGGGGGUGGCAGAUUAUGUACCUCAGGGCAUACUUCAGAUCUAAGCAUCUUAUUUAA
This is a messenger RNA of Neurospora hispaniola, 651 nucleotides long. RefSeq names its product endoplasmic reticulum vesicle protein 25. Gene Ontology annotation, biological process: intracellular protein transport; endoplasmic reticulum to Golgi vesicle-mediated transport; Golgi organization. The coding region runs from base 1 to 651 and encodes 216 amino acids. Gene Ontology annotation, cellular component: endoplasmic reticulum-Golgi intermediate compartment; COPII-coated ER to Golgi transport vesicle; Golgi apparatus. Lineage: Eukaryota; Fungi; Ascomycota; Sordariomycetes; Sordariales; Sordariaceae. The transcript has 4 exons. The record is from RefSeq and is a predicted model, not a curated record.